Teleopsis dalmanni is the source of this 2591-nucleotide messenger RNA. RefSeq lists its product as uncharacterized. NCBI's taxonomy places the organism in Eukaryota, Metazoa, Arthropoda, Insecta, Diptera, Diopsidae. The transcript has 5 exons. Gene Ontology annotation, biological process: regulation of cytokinesis; positive regulation of cilium assembly; positive regulation of protein localization to cilium. Gene Ontology annotation, cellular component: early endosome; midbody; centrosome. The record is from RefSeq and is a predicted model, not a curated record. The coding region runs from base 418 to 2457 and encodes 679 amino acids.
AAAUGAGAAAUUUAUUCAAAAUCAGUUUGAAACUACAGGCGAAUCUGAAUGGGGUGGCAUCACCAUGCCAGAGUGAACUGGUUUGUGCAUUUUGUAAUGCAAAAGCAGCAAUUGACAAUCUGUCAAACAAAAGAAACAAAAAAAUGUAAAGAAAAAUUCGCCGUGAGUCUUUGUGAGAACCGAAAUCAGAAAUAAAAGUAUUUUUAAGCGUAUAAAUGUAAUGAAAUUAUUUUUAUUGUAUAAGUAAACAGACAGACUGUGAUUGCAAUAUAAACUUUACUUAUUAAUAUUAGUAGAGAAAAUAUUAUUUGAAAUUUCAAGGGAUUUACAGCAAAACAAAAGGGAUUUGACAGCGAACUGAAGAAAAAGAAUUAAAUAAUUGAAAAUAAAGUUGUUCUAAAAAACUAAACAAAAACUAUGGCAAACGAAAAUGAUGAUACCCAACAAACUAACAAUAUCAGCCUUGGUAGUUCUGCAAUACAUAACGACACAGAAGCGCAAGACAACAGAACGUUAAAGAGCCAGACAGAUUCAGAUUUUCAGACGACGCGAUUAACUUCAAUCGAUGGCAAUUCAACUGUAAAUACACUUGGAAAUUUGACUGAUCUUGUUGCUGAUCUCUGCCAAAAUAGUUCAAGAUCCUUUACACCUUCAGCUAGUCUUGGUGACUGCACAAAUAUAAGAGCGACAUUAGGUCCCACAUUUAAUGACGAAGGUGCUUUAAGCAAAAGGGAUGAUCAAUUACAUGAAAGUGCGUUCAGUACAAGUAUCAGUCAACCGCCACCACAUGUGCAACAACCUACCCAAAACUCUUCCUUUUCGUUCAAACAUUUCUUAAGUAGUAGUAAUACUCUAACAGCGCCCUCCACAACAGUUACGUCGCUUGAUCCAGUUAUUGUAACUGCUUCAACUUCACAUGCCUUACCUUCGGUACAUGCCGUGCAAACAUCCACUGGUGCUCGACCUAAAGUUCCACAAUCGGCCUCUAUUGCGUCUACAUCAAUUUCAUCCUUGAUGAAUAAUCCACAAGACGCAACUUCAUCUGCAACAAAAAUGAAAAGAUCGCCUCGAUUUUCUUCGUUUGAUUCGCAGGCAAGUCUUGCAGAGUAUGUGGUUGAAGCAACAGAGAGUAGUUUAGACAGCAGAAUAGCUGGUGGUUGCGGAAGCAGCGGGUUUCGUUCGUACACUACGCUUCAAAACAGUGAAAAUAGUGAUAUUUUUGCAACACAACCAACUGGACAGUCUGGCGUAUCUAACACAACCACUACAAACUCAGACGAACAUGAGCGAAAAAACGUACCACGAUCCCAGUCUACCUAUGAUAUUCCAUUGCCGUCGGCAUCUCCUAGAAGGCGUAUAGGUGUGUAUAAUAAUCGGCCAAAUCGUCUUGCGCUUAAUACAAACUCAUGCAAAUUAAAACUCGACUUACCCAUUAACAAUGCUGCCAAUACGUCCCUCCUAUCACGUCCACUACCUAAUAAUGGAAGUGAUUUUCCUCCAACAGCUGUUGCCUCGGCUCUACCCGAUUUUGUGCAAGACCAUUGGAUGGAUUCAUGGUAUGCAAACGAAAUGCACUUAAAUUCCCCACCAAAUUCUCCUAUCGGUUUUUCUGAAGAUCGAACCGGUGGUGGAGCUAUGGGUGGUGGUUCGAUUGGAGGAUCUGAUGUAGAUGCAGCAACAGGCUAUGGAAUACCGAAAGGAAAUAGUACAAUUGGCUCAGGAGUAGGAACAGAAUCGGCUGGUAGUUCAAAAAUGCUGCCUGAUUUCUUAUCCGAUGGUCCAAUUAUACACUCUUCACAGCGUUUAGCAGACGUAGCUGCCGGUCUACCAUCAAACUCAAUGGGCUCACCAGAGGAUAAUUCAAUGACAACACAACUUUCGCGACUUAGAAUUGAAAAUGAAAGAUUACAGCGUGAAUUGAACGAGGCUCGUAUAGCGCUAAAUGAACAAACGCGUCGUGGUCAUGAUCUGGAACGACAGCUACAGGACCGCUCACGUGUUGAUCUAACUUAUAGCAGAACAUUAUCUCAAAACAUGUCGGAAGUGGAAGCAAUUUUGGAUAAUAAUAAUAAACGUGCAGCAGCGACGCAAAGUCACGUGACAAAAUUAAAACACCAAGUCACACAGUUAACGGCUCAAGUUGAAACAUUGCGACGUGAGAAUUAUGAGUUACGUGAAGAGGGUGCAGUUGGUGGCUGUAGUACAAGGGGCUGCACAACAGAUGGAGUUAGUGCUCGUGGCAAAUGUGAAAGACCGUCCAGAACACAACAGAUUUCUAAGGAAUUACUAAAGGCAGCAUCUAAUGCGGAAAAUAAUUUAAAACAACUUCUUCUUGGAGUGGAUAACUUACGUCGACUAGCUGCAAAUAUCGACAAUUCAAAUAGUCCAGAACCAUAUCCAGAUUAUAUGGAUGAUUGUGAUGAUUUUGACGAAUACUCCGGCGGACCUGCGUUGUAAAUUCUAGAAAUCUAAAAAGAUAACUAAAACUUAAUAAAAUAUUUAGUCCUUUCAGUGAAUCUAAAAUAACAAUUACCAGAAUUAUGUUUGCUACACAUAUAUUUGUUAAAUAUUUACGCAAAUUUAAAAUAUAU